GGGCGCACAUGCGCAGUCGGUGGGAGUCGCGGUUGAAAACGGGCAGCUAUGCCGCGCGCUUGCAGAGAUCGAGCUGGACGCGUCCGCUUAGAGCAACGGCCGCUGCACCGGAGGACCGACCCGGGGACCGCUGCACCGGGAGGCUGCUGACAGGCGACCGCUUUCCCCCGGGGGAUAACCCUCCUUCCCUGAGAACCGCGGCCGAGGAAGAGGAGGAGAGCGCGCUACACGAAUCCCUUUUUCUCUCCCCCCCUCCCUCCCUGCCUCCCUGCGCCUCAAACAUCUCCUCAGCUUUGAUUUCAGCCCCGCCAGGAGAAGAUAAGCACGGAGACAGCCGAGAUGUUGCUGCUAAACGUCUAGGAUUUGUCCCCGUGAGUGUAGGCGCGCGUGCAUCGCCUGCGAAUUAAAGCUGCGCGCGGACAGCGAGCUACGACGACGACGACGAGGAGGACGACGACGGGCUUCACUAUGGUUUUAUUGGCUCUCCGCAGCGGGAGAUGUCUUAAUAGUCGCUGUAUGGGGACGUUAUGCUUGCAGUUGUUGCUGUGGAUUUUAUGCGCCGUGAACGGAGAGGAGCAGCCGUUCAGCGUGGAGGCGUGGCUCCAGAGGUAUGGCUACCUACCUCGUGCAGACCCAAGAAUGUCAGUGUUGCGUUCAGCCAGAGUCAUGCAUUCUGCUAUCGCUGCCAUGCAGCGCCGCUACGGCCUAAACGUCACAGGGAGUCUGGACAGCAACACUAUAGAGGAUAACACCAUAAGGUGGAUGAAGCGGCCCAGGUGCGGGGUUCCCGACGAGCUCGGCGGUGCGUCCAGAUUCAGUGUCAGGAAAAAACGAUACGCCCUCACGGGCCAGAAGUGGCAACAUAAACAUAUCACAUACAGCAUAAAGAACGUGACACCCAAAGUGGGCGCCGAUGAGACCCACGACGCCAUCCGGCGAGCCUUCGACGUGUGGCAGAGCGUGACGCCGCUGCGCUUCGAGGCCGUGCCCUACAGCGAGCUGGAGAGGACCAAGAAGGACGUAGACAUCACCAUCAUCUUUGCUUCGGGUUUCCAUGGCGACAGCUCCCCCUUUGAUGGAGAGGGGGGCUUCCUUGCCCAUGCGUACUUCCCGGGGCCGGGGAUUGGAGGCGACACGCACUUCGACUCCGAUGAACCGUGGACGCUGGGCAACCCCAACCACGACGGUAACGACUUGUUCCUGGUAGCUGUCCACGAGCUCGGCCAUGCACUGGGCCUGGAGCACUCCAACGAUCCCACAGCCAUCAUGGCUCCAUUCUACCAGUACAUGGACACAGACAACUUCAAGUUGCCCAUGGAUGACCUGAUGGGAAUCCAGAAGAUUUACGGGCCCCCUGAUAGGAAUCCCCAGCCCACCAAGCCUUUGCCCACGGCGCCCCCUCCGCGCUCCCAUCCUCCCUCGGACCCCCGCAAACCAGACAGGCAGACGAGACCUCCGAGGCUCCCCCCGGGAGACAGGCCGUCCCACCCCAACUCCAUACCGAACAUCUGCGACGGAGACUUCAACACCGUGGCCAUACUGAGGAGAGAAAUGUUCGUCUUCAAGGACCACUGGGUUUGGCGGAUGAGAGACAACUCCGUGUUGCCGGGAUUCCCCAUGCUCAUCAGCGUGUUCUGGAAGGGGCUGCCGUCAAAGAUAGAUGCCGUCUACGAGAACAGCGAGGGCAAGUUUGUCUUCUUCAAAGGAAAGCAGUUCUGGGUAUAUAAGGACACAAAGUUGGAGCCUGACUACCCAAGGGACAUCACCCAGUUCAGCCACGGCAUGCCUUCCCAGAGCAUCGAGACUGCAGUGUGGUGGGAGGAUGUGGCCAAGACCUAUUUCUUUAAAGGAGACAGGUACUGGCGCUACAACGAGGAGAAGAGAACCAUGGACCCUGGCUAUCCAAAGUCCAUCUCAGUGUGGAAGGGGGUCCCCGCUUCACCACAGGGGGCCUUCGUUGACAAAGCCCAUGGGUUUACUUACUUCUACAAAGGAAAGGAGUACUGGAAGUUCAACAACCAGUUGCUACGAGUGGAGCCGGGAUACCCACGCUCGUUCGUCAAGGACUUCAUGGGCUGCGACCGGAUGCCCAGGGACCCCAGGCGCCCGCCGGCCGAAGACGGCAACUCGGACGUGGUGAUCGAGCUGGACAACGAGGCCAGCACGGUGAAGGCCGUAGCCAUCGUCAUCCCGUGCGUGCUCGCGCUGUGCCUGCUGGUGCUGAUCUACACUGUGGUGCAGUUCAAAAGGAAGGGCACGCCGCGCCACAUACUGUACUGCAAACGCUCCAUGCAGGAAUGGGUCUGAGCCGCUAAGAGACUAAAAGGGAGCGGGACGAGCUGGGACGCUGGCAGAAGAAGAAGAAGAAAAAAAAAAAAAACAGGACAACAGCCGUCACUUUUACGGGAGGAGGACAGCUGACUGUGGAGCGCUUUAUUAAAAACCACAGCCAUGCCUCCUUCUCUCUGGUGGUCUGAUUCUUUUGUUCAGACCUGCAGAAGCAGCCAGACGCUCUGACUGACCGUGAUUCAGGAGAUCCCAGAACCUGACCGUGACUUUGUCAGCCCCCGGCCUUUUUAACAACACGGGGGCGGGAGGACCAGAACGGACCUCUGGCCCCAGACGAAGAAAAAAAACAAAACAGAACAGAAAAAAAAAAGAGAACAAGAAAAAGCAAGAGGGUCAGCAUCACUUUGUAUCUCUGAAACUUGACUUCCUGUCCCGUUCUUUUUUUAUUUUUCUGCCCUAUCUGCUUUCAGUCAGAGGGGGGACUUUUUUUUUGGUGGGUGGGGGGUGGGCACACACUCUUCCCACAGGACACUGUAUUGUCGUCUCUCAUAUCAGGUUGUUGGGAAAACAGCAAUUUUCUAUUAUCUUGAUGGUCCUCCCAAAUCCCCCCCCCCCCAUCAAGAACCUUAUCACCUUGUUACCAAACAUCAAACGCCUUCCUUUAUUUUAGUUCUUUAAUUUGAAGUUUUGAGGAAAUAGAUUUGAUCUGAGAAUGGAAGUCCUCAGCCGUCCCUUUAAGAAACUCCUGAGACCAAACGAAACCAAAAGAAGUUCCUUUCUUUCCAAAGAGGAUCAGAUUUGUUUUUUUUUUUAUUAUUUCGUGGUUGUUCUCAUUUUCGUUUGAUUCCUUCCCUUCUCUGGAUCCUUGCAGCGAUGAAGAGUCGGGGAGCUCUGACUGUUGUGGCAGUCUGUUUGAGACACAGGGGCCAAAUGAUUCUGCAAUAUUUUUUAACUCGCCUUAAAUUUAGAGCAAACGACUUGUGCUUGGUCUUACUGUUCCUUGGUUUUUAUCUUUUUCUCGUCUUGCUCUUGUUUUAUUUGUAUAUUGCUUUUUUGUUUUUGUUUGUUUGUAAAGAAGCUGAAAUAAGUGCUUCUCGUGAUUGGUAUUUUCUGGAUUUUAUUACACUACGCAGAAUAAUCAGCACUGGUUUGCUGAGCCAUUCUGGACACUAUAUACAGUAGGUUCGGCCUGUAUUGCGAGUAAUGUAUUGUAUUGUUGGAAGGUUCUGGAGUAAAGCCACUAUUUCUGUGUUAAGAUAUUUGUUACUGUUAAAUUUUUUUUAUUAUUUCUUCCAUAGGACAAUAGCAGGCUGACGGCAGCCCGGGUCUCACUGAAUUUGUCUUUUUGCCCAUUCCCUUCAGUUUGAUCAAGUGUUUCUUUUUAAACGGUUGUUGUGUGAGGUCAUCUGUGAACAGAUUUGUUUUUUUUUUUAAAGUUGACUGCCUUGUUUGAGAGAGCUCAGAGUUCCAAGAAUGCUUUUUGUCUUGCAGCAUAGGACCCACAAAGCGAGACGAGUCAAGAUCAGUGCCUGUGUCAACAUGCAUGCAAGCAUUUACUGUACAAACAACCGGUUCUGCUCUACGCGGCUUCAGAACCCCUCUUUGAAGGAACUUUUCUCUUGAAAAUGCUGUUAUUUUUGUACCUUUUCAGUGUGUCCCAGCUCCCAUACCGUCCCCUUUUCUAGGUACAAAAAGUGAAAAAAAUAAAUAAAAAUAUUCAAGAGGUACCUUUUGGGAUUUAUUCAGGAAAUCAGAUGAUCGGGGAGUCAAAUUGGCCUCAGCAGUCUGCGAGCGAGCGAGCAGCGCCCUCGCUGUCAUUGCGAGCGUUCUUUUGAAUGUGUGUCCGUUUUCAUGCUCACGUUCUGGUUUUCUUUCUUCUUCUUUUUUUUUUUUUUUCUCUGGUCCAAUUGGAUGUCUCACAAUGGUUUCUUUGUGUAAGACUGUGGGACAAAUAAAAAAAAAAAGGAAACCAUGUCCUGACUGAAUGAAUAAACUGAUCAAUAUACGAUGAAAA
Messenger RNA from Fundulus heteroclitus (mummichog), 4303 nucleotides. Its product is annotated as matrix metalloproteinase-16. Lineage: Eukaryota; Metazoa; Chordata; Actinopteri; Cyprinodontiformes; Fundulidae. Bases 469 to 2307 code for a protein of 612 amino acids. Gene Ontology annotation, molecular function: zinc ion binding; metalloendopeptidase activity. The record is from RefSeq and is a predicted model, not a curated record. The transcript is spliced from 11 exons. Gene Ontology annotation, biological process: skeletal system development; extracellular matrix organization; collagen catabolic process. Gene Ontology annotation, cellular component: extracellular matrix.